AUGGAGGUCCUUCAACACGAGAAUUUCUCUAUGAGAAUGCUAGACGAAAAUAUCAUUGUACCACGCAAAACGUUCGUCGGAGAUUCCAACUCCGAUCCAGCACCAGCCAAUAUCAUCACCGGAAGACUGAUCCUCACGUUUGUCGCGCAGCACAACACCAUGAACAUGACAGGCCAAGCGCGCAUCAUCUGCCCUUCUCCAAAUACUGCCUUGGUGAAAUAUUCACAGAAGAGGAGCUAUGUUCCGGCAACCUGCAACCUCCCCCGACCCAACAUCUUCCCCUUUCUCGACAGCGUGUGGACACCAGGACCAGAUGUUCAGCGCCACAUCUUGGGGGCCAACUCCAUCUAA
Messenger RNA from Penicillium antarcticum, 351 nucleotides. RefSeq lists its product as uncharacterized. The record is from RefSeq and is a predicted model, not a curated record. Lineage: Eukaryota; Fungi; Ascomycota; Eurotiomycetes; Eurotiales; Aspergillaceae. Bases 1 to 351 code for a protein of 116 amino acids. The transcript has 2 exons.